Molecule: messenger RNA, 342 nt
Organism: Dibothriocephalus latus
Lineage: Eukaryota; Metazoa; Platyhelminthes; Cestoda; Diphyllobothriidea; Diphyllobothriidae
Source: the annotation of a GenBank genome assembly
AAUAAUGAAACCGUUAUGACAUAUGCCCCGCCGGACGAUGGGGCUAAGGCGGAGGUGGUGCCUGUAGAGGAAGGGGCGAUUGCAGAAACAGCACCAACGGUAGAGGAAGUAAGAUUGGAAAAAGAAGAGGCGAACGUGCUGCUGAAGGUAAUGGAGGAGGAGAAGGAGGAGGAAGAGGAGGAGGAGAGGGAAGCUGAAGUGACUUUUAUUUUUCUACGAAUUGCGAAAAGAAAUGCAUCAUCGUCCCCUAAUUCGGUGUUUGCACAGGCUCAUAGCCUCCUCACCUCCUUAGAAUCACUGCCGGAAAUCCCGCUUGCUUCCAGAAAACUGGUUACCGACUAG